Molecule: messenger RNA, 1566 nt
Organism: Cladophialophora psammophila CBS 110553
Lineage: Eukaryota; Fungi; Ascomycota; Eurotiomycetes; Chaetothyriales; Herpotrichiellaceae
Exons: 1
Coding region: 1-1566 (521 amino acids)
Source: RefSeq, a predicted model, not a curated record
AUGCCCCUGGCUGCGUCAUACUCAUAUGCCCCGUUAUCAACAGAAUCGGAGGCUGCUUCAAACAUUCCUCAAUUCGCUACCAAUAAUCCACUCAUUGCUCCCGCACCUGAAUCCUCUCGGUCAGUGGUGCCUGCGGGAACACCUGCCAUUGCUACCGCUCCCACUCCCUCGGCGAGCCCUGCUUCUGCUGCCUCUACAGCCGCCGUCUACUCCAGUGUUGACUAUACCAGUACUGUCGUCGUCACAAAGAAGACACCGGUGCCCGUGGUAGUCCCACCUACCACUUCUAUCGACAUCAACUUCAAUUUCCCGUCCCAGAGUCCCACCCCGCCUCCUAGCAGCGGAGGAGGCGGGAGCAAUAACGGUAACGGUAAUAGCGGCGGAAACACCCCUGCUCCUGGUGGGAGUAACAACGCACCAGCACCUCCGGCAACCAGCAAUGGAGCGGGCAGUUUCCCAUCGAUCAGUAGCCAAGGCCCAACCGGAGGUAGUUUGAUCGUCGAGGCUCCUACAACUACAAAAAUAGGCAACAUCAUCGCUUCCAUCAUCAACUCACCUUUUGCGACCGCAUCGCCCACUGGUCAUGCUUCCGGAGCUGUCCCCUUGACCACCACAGUUGACGGUGUCUCUAUUGUUGUACAGCCCUCCAGUGUGGUGAUUGGUGGUCAGACCGUUGCAAUCCCUAAUCUGGUUCCGACCACCGUGCAAGCCUCCGGCGCUGUCUUCACAGUGGAGCCCUCCAAAAUCAUAGCUCCUUCAGCGACUAUCACAAUCCAGCUUCAACAUGACCAGAUCGUGACACCUGUUCCUACGGCCACGAUUACCACCGCAGUUGGCGAUCUCACUCUCACCGUCGGGCCCACGGUCGCGAUCAUCUCUGGAACGACGUAUAGGAUCGGAGAAGGCGCGCCAGCCACGACAGUCGUAGUUGACGGAACGAGGAUCUCCAUUGGCUCUGCUGGCGUUGGGUUGCCUAGCACUACUGUGGCGCCUGGUGGCGCGACGAACUCGCCCUUCGUUGUCUACACCGUGCAAGGCCUGACCUUCUCGGUCGAUGCCACUGAAGCCAUUGUUGGUGGCACCACUUACCGCAUUGGGUCGAAUGCUUCCCCCUUUACUACAACCAUCGGACCUCAACAUGUAUCAGUAUCAUUCGGUCCCAGUGGCGUAGGACUGGCCGGCACUACGUUGACACCCACCUCUCCUUUUGUCGUGUACACUGUGGAAGGGUUGACUUUCUCAGUUGACGGCACCGAGGCCGUGAUCAGCGGCACAACGUACCGCAUUGGAUCCAAUGCUCCCCAAGUGAUGACCACCAUUGGCUCGGGACAUGUAUCGGUGUCAUUUGGCCCAGGUGGAGUUGGCCUUGAAUCGACCACGAUCGUUCCCACGACAGCCUCAUCGCACAUAUCUCAGACUGCGAAGACCGGUUCAAAAUCAACAUCUGCAACUGCGUCUCCGACACAGUCAGUGAGUGUAGCCAACGAGGCAUCAUCUCAGGUCCGCGGACCAAUCGUUCUUCGAUGCUGUCUAUUUGUUCUGUCUUUGGGAUGGCUUGUUCUUUGA